AAAAUUGCCAAUAUGUCUGCUAUCAGCUGUAUUUGUUUAAUUUGUGAUAGUUAGGUUAUAUAUAUAUGCCGUUUUGUCAAGUUUUGUACUGUUUCUCGUUUUUUUUAUAAAUUUCUAUUUGAAUAGUUUAUACAUGUAUAGAUUUGAAUAAAUAAAAUAGCUCAUAGAAGAAUAAUUAUGCAUUUUAUCCAGAAUCCAUUAAGAAACCGGUGUCUCUGAACUAACCGGUAAUCCAAAACUACACUGUGCUUUUUAUAUUUUGUUUACAAACAGUUCAAAGUACAAGACUCUCCCUCUACGGACAAGAUUCUAGGCUGACCUGCCGAUUUACUAUCUAAUUGCUCUUUUCCAUAUUAAGUAUGCCUAUGAAAGAAGCAAACAAAGAUGUUCCUAUGGAUAUUGUGUUUACUGAAGAAGAUUUGCCUUAUGAGGAAGAAAUACUGCGAAAUCCUUAUUCAGUGAAACAUUGGCUUCGCUAUAUAGAACAUAAGAAAAAGGCACCUAAACAUGGUGUUAAUUUAAUAUACGAGCGAGCUUUAAAAGAACUUCCUGGUUCUUAUAAACUUUGGUACAACUAUUUAAGAACUAGAAGACAGCAAGUUAAGAACAAGUGUAUAACACAUCCAGGAUAUGAAGAAGUAAAUAAUGCCUUCGAGAGAUCUUUAGUUUUCAUGCACAAAAUGCCAAGGAUAUGGAUGGAUUAUUGUACUUUUCUAACUGAUCAAUUCAAAAUAACUAGAACUAGGAAAGUGUUUGAUAGAGCGUUAAGAGCUUUGCCAGUUACACAGCACCAUCGUAUCUGGCCUUUAUAUUUAGGUUUUGUAAAAAAACAUGAUAUAUCUGAAACGGCAGUUAGAGUUUUUAGAAGGUACUUAAAAUUAUCACCUGAAAAUGCUGAAGAAUAUGUAGAUUAUUUAAAUAGUGUUGGGAGAUUAGACGAAGCAGCAAUUACUUUAGGAAAGAUAGUGAACGAUGAAAAUUUUGUAUCCCAAUAUGGGAAAUCAAAGCAUCAACUUUGGAAUGAAUUGUGCGAGUUAAUUUCAAAUAAUCCUGAUAAAGUGCAGUCUUUAAAUGUUGAUGCUAUUAUUAGAGGUGGUUUGAGAAGGUAUACUGAUCAGUUAGGACACUUAUGGAAUUCUCUUGCAAAUUAUUAUGUUAGAAGUGGUCUUUUUGAUAGAGCAAGAGACAUAUAUGAAGAAGCUAUCCAAACAGUCACAACAGUUCGAGAUUUUACUCAAGUUUUUGAUGCAUAUGCGCAAUUUGAAGAACUUAGUUUAAGUAAGAGAAUGGAGGAAGUUUCAAAAAUGACCAAACCAACAGAAGAAGAAAACCUUGAUUUAGAUUUGAAACUGGCUAGGUUUGAACAUUUAAUGGAACGUAGAUUAUUAUUAUUAAAUUCAGUACUUUUGAGGCAAAAUCCACAUAAUGUUCAAGAGUGGCAUAAGCGAGUUCAGUUAUAUGAAGGAAAGCCUCAUGAAAUAAUAAAUACUUAUACUGAAGCUGUACAAACUGUAGAGCCUAAAUUAGCUGUGGGAAAGUUGCAUACGUUAUGGGUAGAAUUUGCCAAGUUUUAUGAAAAAAAUGGACAAGUUGAUGAUGCUCGAAUUAUUUUUGAAAAAGCUACUGAGGUACCUUUCAUUAAAGUUGAUGAUCUAGCUUCUGUUUGGUGUGAGUGGGCAGAAAUGGAAAUAAGGAAUGAAAACUACGAAGACGCGUUAAAACUGAUGCAUAGGGCAACAACUAUGCCCGCACGCAAGGUUGCAUAUCAUGACGAUACGGAGCGGGUUCAAGAUAGACUGUAUAAGUCUUUAAAAGUUUGGUCUAUGUAUGCUGACUUAGAAGAAAGUUUCGGUACAUUUAAAUCCUGUAAAGCAGUAUACGAUCGUAUAAUUGACUUAAGAAUUGCCACUCCGCAAAUCAUUAUUAAUUAUGGUGUAUUUUUGGAAGAGAAUAACUAUUUUGAAGAGGCUUUCCGUGCCUAUGAAAAGGGAAUUUCAUUAUUUAAAUGGCCCAACGUAUAUGACAUUUGGAAUACUUAUUUAUCAAAAUUUUUGAAAAGAUAUGGUGGAUCCAAGCUGGAGAGAGCAAGGGAUUUGUUUGAACAAUGUUUAGAAAAAUGUCCAACACAAUUUGCAAAAAAUUUAUAUCUAUUAUAUGCUAAGUUAGAGGAGGAGCAUGGAAUGGCCAGACAUGCUAUGGCUGUGUAUGAACGAGCAACAAAAGCUGUUCCAGAAAAAGAAAUGUUUGAAGUAUUUAAUAUUUAUAUUAAACAAGCGGCUGAUAUAUAUGGAAUACCUAAAACUCGAGAAAUUUAUAAAAAAGCCAUUGAAGUUCUGCCUGACGAUAAAACGAGAGAAAUGUGUUUAAGGUUUGCUGACAUGGAGACAAAACUUGGCGAAAUUGACAGGGCUAGAGCGAUUUAUGACUAUUGUAGUCAAAUUUGCGAUCCAAGGGUAACAGUCGAAUUUUGGCAAACUUGGAAAGAGUUUGAAGUGAGACACGGCAAUGAAGAUACAAUGAGGGAAAUGUUAAGAAUAAAGAGAAGCGUUCAAGCGAUGUAUAAUACACAGGUUAACAUGAUGUCUGCCCAAAUGCUCAGUUCUGCCGGGUCAUUAACGGGAACUACGGCCGAUCUUGCGCCAGGUGAAAAAGAUGGAAUGCGUCUUUUGGAAGCAAAAGCUGCAGAAAUGGCUGGUGCUGGUACAUCAGGAAUAAGUUCCCGACCAGGUAAUAUAAUGUUUGUGAGAGGUGAAACUCAAGGCGACAAGAAAGAUAAAGUCGUUAAUCCAGAUGAAAUUGAUAUCGACGAUGAUGACGAGGAGGAAGAAGACGAAGUUGAAGUACCCCUUGAGAAACAAGCUGUACCUUCUGAAGUAUUUGGGAGUCUAAAGAAAAAUUCGACUGAAGAUGAUAAUGAUGAUUAAUUAUUUUUACUUAUCUCUAAUUUUAUAAAUGUUUAGUUAGGAAGUACAAAUAAUGAAUUACAUGCAAAACAAUAAAUUAAACAAAAACAGAUAAAUCAAAUAUUUCUUUAUUUUUCUGUAAACCAACCCAACAAAAAACUGUACCUAUACAUUUUACAAUAAAAAUCUGUGCUGAUAAAUUAUCCCAUAAACCUGAUAAAUAUAAAUAUUUCAAAAUAAGGCAAGCGAUUUUUUUGUUCCCUGAGAAACGGUACAAUUGAAUAA
Sitophilus oryzae (rice weevil) is the source of this 3188-nucleotide messenger RNA. RefSeq names its product pre-mRNA-splicing factor SYF1 (gene fand). The record is from RefSeq and is a predicted model, not a curated record. The transcript is spliced from 9 exons. Lineage: Eukaryota; Metazoa; Arthropoda; Insecta; Coleoptera; Curculionidae. Gene Ontology annotation, biological process: generation of catalytic spliceosome for first transesterification step; mRNA splicing, via spliceosome. Gene Ontology annotation, molecular function: protein binding. Gene Ontology annotation, cellular component: U2-type catalytic step 2 spliceosome; post-mRNA release spliceosomal complex; Prp19 complex. Bases 360 to 2924 code for a protein of 854 amino acids.